Molecule: messenger RNA, 1419 nt
Organism: Malassezia pachydermatis
Lineage: Eukaryota; Fungi; Basidiomycota; Malasseziomycetes; Malasseziales; Malasseziaceae
Product: citrate synthase
Exons: 1
Coding region: 1-1419 (472 amino acids)
Biological process (GO): carbohydrate metabolic process; tricarboxylic acid cycle
Cellular component (GO): mitochondrial matrix
Source: RefSeq, a predicted model, not a curated record
AUGCUUUCUCUUUCUAUCUCCCGCACCGCUUUGCGUUCAGCUGCGGCCCCCCGCCAGUUUGCUGUGGCUGCUACCUCGGCCCGCUACGCCUCGACUAAGACCCUUACUGAGGCUGUUUCGGAGAUCGUUCCUGCCAAGCGUGAGCAGUUCGCCAAGCUCAAGUCGGAGUACGCUGACUGCUCGCUCGGUGACAGCAAGGUCAGCCACCUUAUCGGUGGUAUGCGUGGACUGAAGUGCAUGCUCUGGGAGGGUUCUGUCCUUGACGCUGAGGAAGGUAUCACCUUCCACGGCAAGAGCAUUCCUGAGUGCCAGGCUUCCCUCCCGUCGGCUGCCGACAUUGGCCGCCCGGGUAAGGAGAUGCUCCCUGAGUCGAUGCUCUGGCUCCUGUUGACCGGCAAGGUCCCCUCGGCUGAGGAGGUCAAGGGUCUCUCGCAGGACCUGAGCAGCCGUGGUAAGCUCCCGAACUACAUUGAAAAGAUCAUUGACUCGUUCCCGAAGACGCUUCACCCUAUGACUCAGUUCUCGGCUGCUGUUUCAGCUCUCAACCACGAUAGCAAGUUCGCUGCUGCCUACAACGCCGGUGUCAAGAAGACUGAGUACUGGCACACCACUCUCGAGGAUUCGCUUGACCUCAUUGCCAAGCUCCCGGCCAUUGCUGCCCGUAUCUACUACAACGUGUUCGGUAAGGGUGACGGCAAGCAGACCAUCAACCCUGACAUGGAUCUGAUCGAGAACAUGUCGCACAUGAUGGGCUACGGCAAGAGCGAGGGUCUUGUUGACUACCUCCGUCUCUACAUUGCUGUCCACGGCGACCACGAGGGUGGUAACGUGUCGGCCCACACUGCCCACCUUGUCGGUAGCGCCCUCUCGGACCCGUACCUGUCGUACGCUGCUGCCCUCAACGGUCUGGCUGGUCCCCUGCACGGUCUUGCCAACCAGGAGGUGCUCAACUGGGCCCUUGAGUUCGAGAAGGCUGUCGGCUCGAACCCGAGUGACCAGCAGAUUGUUGACUACCUGUGGUCGACCCUGAAGAGCGGCCGUGUUGUCCCUGGUUACGGCCACGCUGUUCUGCGCAAGCCCGACCCACGCUUCACUGCUCUGUCGCACUUCACUGACUCGCGCCCUGAGCUCCAGGAGUCGCCGAUUGUGCAGCUUGUCCAGCGUCUCUCGAAGAUUGCGCCGAGUGUCCUUAAGGAGCACGGUAAGACCAAGAACCCGUACCCGAACGUCGACGCCGCUUCGGGCUGUGUGCUCUACACCUACGGUCUUGACGAGUUCAAGUUCUACACUGUGAUCUUCGGUGUCUCGCGUGCUCUGGGUGCUCUGCCGCAGCUCGUGUUCGACCGUAUCCUUGGUCUUCCGAUUGAGCGCCCCAAGUCGCUCUCGAUGGACGCUCUCAUGGCCUCGCUCAAGAAGUAA